AUAUUCAGAUAUUUUUACCUUCUUGCAAGUCUGAUUCAAAGAUUCGUAGUGUUCAUAUGCAGUGUUAUAACCUGCAUCGUAUUAUUCCCGCGUUAAAUGCCGAUACACGUUCUUUGGAUGACUGCGCUUUGGCUUAAACCGUUUCCGUAGAAACACAGCUUGUAGUCUUUUGUGACAUUGUUGUCGCCGCUAUCCCACGUGUUGCAGAAGAGACAAAUACAUUGCAGACUCCCGCCACCGAGCGAGCUGCAUCGACAGCUUUAAGUCAUCGCUGUCACUGCAAGACAUUACGAUUCUCUAGUCUUCACAGUUCACAUCUUCCAUUCCUUCUAAAGGCUAUACAAUGAGCGAAUACUUCUCGCUGUCGGAGUGUGAUGUAAUUGGCUUUGAUUUGGACCACACGCUCUGUCGAUACAAUUUGAAGGAGACCUCCAGGCUAAUCUAUGAGAGUUUUGCACGGUAUCUGGUGGAACACAAGGGCUAUGAUAAAGAUCUGCUUCAUUUAACACCUGCUACUUGGGAUUUCUGUUUUAAAGGUCUUGUGGUGGACCUUGAGGAGGGCAACCUGGUCAAGUUGGCAGAGGAUGGUACUGUCUUGCGAGCAACUCAUGGCACUAAAAACCUUAGUACUGACGACAUCAUAAAACAUUAUGGUCCAAAAAGAGAAUGGAAGCAUUUUAAUAGCCUCAAUACCUCGUACACACGAUCUGCAAAAUACUAUUUUUAUGACAACUAUUUUGACCUCCCUGGGGCUCUUCUCUGUGCCAGAGUGGUGGAUAUGUUGAAUAAGCGAGGAGCUGAAAUCACAUCUGACCUUUGGAAAGACAUUGUUGCUGCUAUUGACCAUAAUUACAAUACAUCUGCAUUUCGGGAGGACACAGGGACGUAUUUCCCCAGUGUGAAGCGUUGUCCUGGCCGUUACCUGCAGCCCUGCUCAGAUGCGGUGAAGAGAUGGUUGAGGAGCAUGAAGAACAGUGGUAAAAUCCUACUGCUCAUCACCAGCUCACACUCUGACUACUGCCGGCUCGUGUGUGAGCACAUACUUGGAACGGACUUUGAGGAGCUGUUUGACAUCAUUAUCACUAAUGCUCUGAAGCCUGGAUUCUUCUCUUUGGUUCCACAGCAGAGACCUUUCAGAACGCUGGUGGAUGAUGUUGAAGAUAGUGAAGGACUGCCAUCUCUGGAAAAGCCUGGUUGGUAUUCUCAGGGCAACUGGCCUCAUCUACAUGAACUACUGAAGACCAUGACAAACAAAUCAGAGCCCAAGGUGGUGUAUUUCGGAGACAGCAUGCGCUCUGACAUGUUCCCGGCCUGCAGCUUUGGAAAGUGGGAGACGGUGAUGAUUGUGGAGGAGAUGGAGGGGGAGGGCGUUCCACGUGCUAACGCGACCCCCAGUAACAGCCCCACCCCGAGUGAAGGCCCGGCAGAGAAAAAGGGCAAGUUUGAGGAUCAAGGAAUGAAAUCUCCUUCAGCUGUAUCAAACCAGUGGGGCUCAUAUUUUGUGGACGUGCAAAAGAAUGAAGGAGAAGAGACACGGAGACUCACCUGGUGUUGCCACAGUAUCCACACAUACAGCACCAUGGCUAUACCCAGCAUUGAGGCUAUAGCAGAUCUUCCUCUAGACUUUAAGUUCCAGAGAUUCUCUUCAGACAAGCCCAUCACGACAGGUUUUUACCCCAGACCUCCAGACUCACUGCUGAAAUGGGAGGAGAACUAGCCCCGAACCCUCACGCCUGUCAGGAUAGACCAGGAGAUUGUUUCAGCGUUACGUUCUCGAGCUUCACCACAGAGCUAGACCAUCCAUUCGUCCAAUCAGUGAUAAAGCUGUGUGAAUGUAACACCCAGAGCACCGUCUGUGUAUUUUGUUCUCACCUCUUCCUGAAUUACUACAGUGUACACAGUAUGAAGUUGUAUCUGUACACAUGCUGAACAUUGAUCAUUGGAUGUACGAGGAAGUCACAGUGUAUUGUGUGUCACCCAGCGUUGUGCACUCACUACCAUUAAAGUACUUUUAAUGGUGUACAGAGAAGAAAAACAUAGCUUUUCCAUCAGCUGUGUGUGCUUUUUGUUUUGUUUUGUUCUGUUUUUAUGAAAGGAAUGUUACAUGACCUCAGAGGAUUUGUUCUUGCAGCUGUUGUAAAAGCUUUCUGAGGAAAGCAGACACAAAUUAUGUUAAUAUCCAUGCAGUCAACAACAGCAAACAGCCAUAAGUUCUUUGCUCCUUUUGUGAGUAGUUGAUGUUUCGAAAGUGUUGUAACCUACCAGUUUUCUAACUGGUUCAGUUCUAGGAUGGUUUAUUAUAGAAUACUGUAGUUUGUUUUACUUUCCAUCAUUUGAUUAUGAUUUAAAGUACUUCAGUUUACUGCCGUUUACUGUAUUCUGCCGACGUUUCUGUGACAAAUGGAGCAAUGGACGUCAUACUUCCAAGCACCAGUACUUAAAGGAAUAGUUUACCCAAAACUAAAAAAUUGUUGGUAUUCAUGCACCGCCAUGUUGUUCCAAACUACUGAGCUGUUGAUGGAACAUUAAGACAUUGCUUAAGAAUCCUUAUGUUUAUAGUGACUACAUAUGUUAAACUCUAAAAAGGACGGAGAUAAAUGCAUCUGAAACUAGUCUAUAUGACUCAUGUGCUAUGUUUCAAGUUUUCUGAUGCCAAAAGAAGAACAUUUGGUACUGACCUUUUGUUGUUGUUGUUAUUGUUAACUAUUGCAUCAGUUAAGUGAUUCAGUGAGAUGAACUCUAGAACUGGAUCAUUGAAUUAACUGGUAAUUUGAGGUGGAAAUAGUUGAUCCAGGAAAGUGCGUGUUUACAAUCAGACUGAUUUGUUUGAAUUGCAGAUUCAGUAAUCCAGUUACAGCAGUUCUCAUGUUAACAUCUCACUGACAGAAAGUUUAUCAGUAAAAAAGACACAUUUUGAUUUGUUCCUCACACAAAACUAUUAGAAAUCUUAAAAUAUAGCAAACAUCCUAUGUAUGUUUUAGAUUUUUCAAAAAAUUAGAUUUUUUGUUUCAAGGAUGAAAGUUGUAGAGGUUUGGAACAACACAAGGUGAGUAAAGAAUGAAAUUUCAUUUAGUGGUGAACUAUUUCUUGUAAAUGCCUUUCGUUUCAGGUCUUCAUUGUUAUUGAAUGAAGAGGGGUGAUUUUUUUUUUUUCUGUGUAUGUAAUGUUAUCAUAACAUAUUGUGUAAAAAUGUUGUGCUGUUGGGUGAUAGUUAAUGUAAACAGUCAGUUUCUGUCAUGCACAGGACCAGUGUUGAGUGGUGCCAAGCUUUACCCACCCAUUUAGUGAUUUUAUGUGUCAGGGCACAUCUUUCACCUAAAACCCAUUAUUUGUUUCAUGUGUGUGCUGGCCCUGAGCUUUAAUAAUAAUUUGUUUAAAGCAAUGUAAGUGGAAUUGAUGUUUUUACGUUGAGUGCUCUGAUGAGGUUUCUGCAGUGGUAGGCUGUAAUGGAUUUUACAUAAAAAUGGUGCAGUGUUAAAUAACAUUGCAUGAUAAAGGUUUUACAGAGGUGCCCAAAACUAAGUAUUAAGUGACACUAGGCAGCUUCGUCACUGGUGCGGAAGUGUGGAAAUCCUCAUCAUAAGCAUGACCUAUUUUUCUGAAAUAAAAAAAAGAAAAUAGUCUCUUCUGUAUGUCGUGAGUAGCACUAGUGCUUGUUUAUUGAGGUGCAGGGAAAGUGUUCAUAUGUGCAGAUAAAAUAAACAAGAAAAAAUGUAA
Messenger RNA from Labeo rohita (rohu), 3717 nucleotides. It is a transcript of the gene nt5dc1, whose product is annotated as 5'-nucleotidase domain containing 1. Gene Ontology annotation, molecular function: 5'-nucleotidase activity. The record is from RefSeq and is a predicted model, not a curated record. Bases 344 to 1717 code for a protein of 457 amino acids. Lineage: Eukaryota; Metazoa; Chordata; Actinopteri; Cypriniformes; Cyprinidae. The transcript has 12 exons.